This is a messenger RNA of Cyanidioschyzon merolae strain 10D, 1035 nucleotides long. Its product is annotated as mitochondrial F-type ATPase F1 subunit gamma, precursor. Gene Ontology annotation, molecular function: proton-transporting ATP synthase activity, rotational mechanism. Gene Ontology annotation, biological process: proton motive force-driven ATP synthesis. Lineage: Eukaryota; Rhodophyta; Bangiophyceae; Cyanidiales; Cyanidiaceae. The record is from RefSeq and is a predicted model, not a curated record. The transcript has a single exon. The coding region runs from base 1 to 1035 and encodes 344 amino acids.
AUGCAGGGUGUCCGCGCGGUCGGCCUCAGCAGCGUGCGACGUGUGUACGCAGCGGCGCGUGCACACGUGCAGUCGAGCACACCUGGUGGUGGUGGUGGUGGUGGUGGUGGUGUUGGAAACUUCCUGUCCUCAAGCAAUGAAAAGGCGCUCGGAGGUGUGCGCUUUGCAAGUUUAAAAGCCGUGAGGAACCGCAUGCGUUCCAUAGCAUCGAUCGGCAAGAUCACAAAAGCCAUGAAAAUGGUGGCUGCUGCGAAGCUUCGCGGUACACAGGCCCGUCAGGAUCUAAGCAGACCUUUCGCGGCAAGCGUGCGUCAGUUCUUUGACUUGCUACCACUUGAGAAGCUCGGUUCUGAGACAAAGGCCGGUGUGGCGGAGCCGAAACGACGUCUCUUGGUCGUUAUUACUUCGGAUCGCGGCUUGUGUGGUUCAGUCAACACCAACGUCUGCCGUCUGGCGCGCCAAAUGCUCCCGCAUGGCGCAGCAAGCCCCGUCUCCGAUGGUGUCGAGACCAACAUCAUGGUGAUAGGCGACAAGGGCCGGGACGCGCUCCAACGCACGAGUGCAGCUUUCUUCACGACCACGUUCCGGGACGUUUUCAAAGCUCCAGUAUCUUUCCCACAAGCCGUGAUCAUUGCCGAGGAAAUUCUAGCGCAAAGUCCUGAUGAGGUCGUCAUUUUCUACAACCGUUUCAAGUCCGCGAUUAGCCAGGUGCCAACGCAGCAGCCCUUACUGGGCCUGCAACUGCUCAUGGACAACGCCAGCGUCUUUGAUGGCUACGAGUUCGACUCAGACAUGGAUUCGUCGCAGGUAAUGGUGGAUCUUUUCGAGUUCGAAGUAGCCACACAGCUUUACGGGGCUUUACUUGAGAACGCGACCAGCGAGCAAGCAGCGCGAAUGUCGGCGAUGGACAACGCCUCGACGAAUGCUGCGGAAAUGCUCGACAAAUUAACCCUUCAGUACAACCGCGAACGUCAAGCUGUCAUUACGACAGAGCUUGUUGAAAUUGUUGCCGGGGCCUCUGCGCUUCAAAAGUAA